Molecule: messenger RNA, 1607 nt
Organism: Papaver somniferum (opium poppy)
Lineage: Eukaryota; Viridiplantae; Streptophyta; Magnoliopsida; Ranunculales; Papaveraceae
Product: F-box only protein 13-like
Exons: 3
Coding region: 255-1379 (374 amino acids)
Molecular function (GO): protein binding
Source: RefSeq, a predicted model, not a curated record
CAGUGACCCAGUUGAAGUAUAAAAUAAGGUGAUAAGAAGAGCCUCAUCAUUCUUCUUUAACAACAGAAUCUCCUUUGAAGGCUCCUCAUAUUAUCAUCAUCAUUCUAGCUUGACUGCUCAGUAUCCUGUAUAUCACAUCCAGGAAAAGUAAUGUAGUUAUGUGAUUGUGCUAACAAGGUCAAAAGGAUAAAUGCGAGCAGCUAAAAAACUCUUUCCUUCAUUACAUAUUAAAAGUAUUUGCGGGUUUGCGCGAGAUGAAAAAGGACAGAAAUCCAUGGAACAUGCUCAGUGAUGAAAUGGUGGAGACAGUAUUGGCGCAACUCCCAACGUUGGACUUCUGUCGGUGCCGGUUUGUGUGUAAGAGAUGGAGUGCAAUCAUCAAUUCACCAACCUUUCAGACUACCUCGCAUCAGAUCUUUGAUCGACGCCCAUGGUUCUUAAUUUUCAAUAAACAGCCGGCGUCUGUUUCGGUUUAUGAUAUGGAGAUUUGUGAUUGGCGGGCACAUCUGAAACUCCCAUUGCCGACUGAAAUUAGGAAAACGCCAUUUAUUCCAGUUGUUUCAUCUGGUGGACUUAUGUGCUUUCAAUCAAUCGCCAAUUCUUAUGUAGUUUGUAAUCCCUUUACUGGUUCAGUUCGCUCGUUACCUAGAUUCCGUCUGAGCAAAAAAUUUAGAGGUGGGUGGAUCGCAAUGCACGUACCACAAGGAUCUAAUAGUUACAAGCUUUUUGUAGUUUGCGGGAUGUGGCCUGAUAUGGUUAUGAAAGUUUUCUCCUCAGCUGAGAAGAGAGCUACAUGGAAGAGUUUGUCUUUAGGAUUGCUCACGGAAGAACAUGGGUCUUGGUCUAUUUGGGAUAGAGGUGUGACAGUAACUGGUAAAGAACAACAGAUUUUGGCGUACUACCUUACCCUUGAUGGAAACCUAGUAUGUAUUGAUACCGAGAAAUGCACUAUCGCUAUAUACUCAAAAUUACUUGAAGGGGAUAAUUUUUUCAAAAUGGACUUGGUCGAGUGCGGUGGAAGGGUUUUCGUAGUGGUCCUUAUGGAAACAGAUGGUGCUUCUGUCACUAUGAAAAGAACAUUACAUGUUUGGGAAUUCGAUACUGAGUCGGCAGCGUGGAAACAAACUUCAGCCAUGCCAGCAAACAUGUCCAAAGACUACUACAAUAAUGAAGCUCUCAUCACGUGUUCUGGUCAUGGCGAACAUAUAAUGAUCUGUGUGAACUCUAUUAAUGGGGUUACUUCAUUCAACCACGUGGUGAUUUACAACAUAAAAGAAAAUACUUGGAUUGACCUCUCACCACGCUUUGGAGACUACAAUGCUGAUGUAACGGUUUUGUUGCCUCACUCUUUCAAACCAGACAUUAAAGCUUGUGUGUGAUGGAGUUUGUUUUCUAGCUAAAUCAAUAGGUAAAGUAUACGACAUUCUGAGGGUAUAUUUACAGUUUAUUUUUUCCUUCUGCUAAGCAAGUAUGCUUGAAUAUUCUAAUUAGUUAAAGUUGAAGAUUUAGCAUCGAUGCCCAUCUCUUGGGGCCCUUCAUAAAUCUUAGUUGUUUUGUCUGCAUUUCUUAAACAUUAUAAUAGAAUUGGUGAAUUUCACAGUUGGCAA